AUGCCAUUUAACUUUUGUAAAGAUGACUCUGGCUUUGAUGUGAACACAGAUCUAGAGGCAGCCAACACUGGAGCAAGUGAAACCGUUAGGAGGAAUGCAGGAGAAAAGCGAUCAGUGCACUAUUCCAUUGCACCAACAUUUAAGAAUGAAUUCUACGAUUUUGGUCAUAUCGAAGUGGAGCGGAUAGUGAAAGCCAAUGACCGUGAAUAUAACGAAAAGUUCCAGUACGCAGAUAAUCGCAUCCACACAUCCAAGUACAACAUUCUCACCUUCUUGCCAAUUAAUUUAUUUGAACAGUUCCAACGGGUGGCAAAUGCCUAUUUCCUUUUCCUUCUGAUUUUACAGUUGAUUCCAGAAAUCUCCUCCUUGACCUGGUUUACCACCAUUGUACCUUUGGUCCUAGUGAUAACCAUGACAGCAGUCAAAGAUGCCACAGAUGACUAUUUUCGUCACAAGAGUGAUAAUCAAGUGAAUAAUCGGCAGUCUGAAGUGCUCAUUGACAGCAAGCUGAAGAGUGAAAAAUGGAUGAAUGUGAAAGUGGGAGACAUCAUUAAAUUAGAAAAUAACCAAUUUGUUGCUGCUGAUUUGCUUCUCCUAUCAAGUAGUGAGCCACAUGGCCUCUGUUACAUUGAAACUGCUGAGCUGGAUGGGGAAACAAACCUAAAAGUCCGCCACGCAUUAUCAGUUACUUCAGAACUUGGAGCAGAUAUCAGCAGGCUUGCGAAGUUUGAUGGGAUUGUUGUCUGUGAGGCACCGAACAACAAAUUAGAUAAAUUCACAGGAGUCCUCUCUUGGAAAGACAGCAAGUACUCCCUGAAAAAUGAGAAGAUAAUCCUGAGAGGCUGCGUCCUGAGAAACACCAGUUGGUGUUUUGGAAUGGUUAUUUUUGCAGGUCCGGACACUAAACUAAUGCAGAACAGUGGUAAAACUAAAUUUAAAAGGACAAGCAUUGAUAGAUUGAUGAAUACUCUAGUAUUGUGGAUUUUUGGGUUUCUGGUAUGCUUGGGAAUUAUUCUUGCAAUAGGAAAUUCAAUCUGGGAGCAACAAGUUGGGGACCAAUUCAGAACGUUCCUUUUUUGGAAUGAAGGCAAGAAGAAUGCUGUGUUCUCAGGAUUUUUAACAUUCUGGUCAUACAUUAUUAUUCUCAAUACAGUUGUACCCAUUUCAUUAUAUGUGAGUGUGGAAGUAAUUCGUCUGGGACACAGUUAUUUUAUAAACUGGGAUCGACAGAUGUAUUACUCUGGGAAAGCAACACCUGCUGAAGCUCGGACGACGACACUCAAUGAGGAACUGGGCCAGAUAGAAUACAUUUUCUCCGAUAAAACGGGCACCUUGACUCAAAACAUCAUGACUUUUAAAAAAUGUUCCAUUAAUGGGAAAAUCUAUGGUGAAGUACAUAAUGACUCAAAUCAGAAGACUGAAAUGACUAAGAAAAAAGGGCCUGUGGAUUUCUCAUUCAACCCCCAAGCAGACAAAAAAUUUCAGUUCUUUGACCACAGUCUUAUUGAAUCCAUUAAACUGGGUGAUCCCAAAGUGCAUGAAUUUCUUAGAUUACUUGCUCUUUGCCACACUGUAAUGUCAGAAGAAAAUAGUGCAGGCCAGCUCAUUUACCAAGUUCAAUCACCUGAUGAAGGAGCUCUAGUCACUGCUGCAAGAAAUUUUGGAUUCAUUUUUAAAUCUCGAACCCCAGAGACUAUAACGAUAGAAGAACUGGGAACACUAGUUACUUACCAAUUGCUUGCCUUUUUGGAUUUCAACAAUAUCAGAAAAAGGAUGUCUGUCAUAGUUCGAAACCCAGAAGGGCAGAUAAAGCUUUAUUCCAAAGGAGCAGAUACGAUUUUGUUUGAAAAACUUCAUCCUUCCAAUAAUGACCUUCUCUCUUCGACAUCAGACCAUCUCAAUGAAUUUGCUGGGGAAGGCCUCCGAACACUGGCCAUUGCCUACAGAGAUCUGGAUGACAAGUAUUUUAAAGAGUGGUACAAAAUGCUUGAAGAUGCAAAUGCUGCCAUGGAUGAGCGAGAUGAACGGAUAGCUGGGCUGUAUGAAGAAAUUGAAAGAGAUUUGAUGCUACUAGGUGCCACUGCUGUAGAGGAUAAAUUACAAGAGGGUGUUAUUGAAACAGUUACAAGUUUAUCACUAGCCAAUAUUAAGAUUUGGGUCUUAACAGGAGACAAGCAAGAAACUGCCAUCAACAUUGGUUAUGCCUGCAACAUGCUGACUGAUGACAUGAAUGAAGUGUUUGUAAUAUCAGGGAACACCAUAGUGGAAGUCAGGGAAGAACUCAGGAAAGCAAAGGGAAAUUUAUUUGGACAAAGCACAAGUUUUUCCAAUGGCCAUGUAGUUUGUGAAAAAAAGGAGCAGCUGAAACUGGACUCAAUUAUAGAAGAAACCACAACAGGAGAUUAUGCCUUAAUUAUAAAUGGCCACAGUUUGGCUCAUGCCCUAGAAAGUGAUAUCAAGAAUGAUCUUCUAGAACUUGCCUGCAUGUGUAAGACAGUGGUGUGCUGCCGAGUCACCCCUCUCCAGAAAGCACAAGUAGUAGAGCUGGUGAAGAAACACAAAAAUGCUGUCACUUUAGCCAUCGGUGAUGGAGCCAAUGAUGUCAGCAUGAUCAAAAGUGCACACAUUGGCAUUGGGAUCAGCGGCCAGGAAGGACUGCAGGCAGUCUUGGCCAGUGACUAUUCGUUUGCACAGUUUAGAUACCUCCAAAGGCUGCUCCUUGUUCAUGGAAGGUGGUCCUAUUUCCGAAUGUGCAAAUUCUUAUGUUAUUUCUUCUAUAAGAAUUUUGCGUUCACACUUGUGCAUUUCUGGUUUGGUUUCUUCUGUGGUUUCUCAGCCCAGACUGUUUAUGACCAAUGGUUCAUCACCCUUUUCAACAUUGUCUACACAUCACUGCCUGUUUUAGCCAUGGGGAUUUUUGACCAGGAUGUGAGUGACCAGAGCAGCAUGGACUGUCCCCAGCUCUACGAACCUGGACAGCUAAAUCUACUUUUCAACAAGCGUAAAUUUUUUAUCUGUGUGGUGCAUGGAAUCUACACUUCAUUAGCACUUUUUUUCAUCCCCUAUGGGGCCUUUUACAAUGCGGCUGGAGAAGAUGGGCAGCACAUUGCCGACUACCAGUCUUUUGCAGUUACCAUGGCUACAUCUUUGGUCAUUGUGGUCAGUGUGCAGAUAGCCUUGGAUACCAGUUACUGGACUGUCAUUAAUCAUGUCUUCAUCUGGGGCAGCAUUGCCACGUAUUUCUCCAUUUUAUUUACAAUGCAUAGCAAUGGCAUUUUUAACAUCUUCCCAAACCAGUUUCCAUUUGUUGGAAAUGCUCGGCAUUCCUUGACUCAGAAAAGCAUCUGGCUUAUUGUUCUCUUAACGGCAGUGGCUUCAGUUAUGCCUGUGGUGACAUUCAGAUUUUUGAAGGUGGAUUUAUACCCAACCCUGAGUGAUCAGGUCCGUCAGUGGCAGAAGGCUCAGAAGAAGGCAAGGCCUCUAAGCAGCCGAAGGCCUCAGACUCGCAGGUCAAGCUCAAGAAGAUCUGGAUACGCUUUUGCUCACCAAGAGGGCUAUGGAGAGCUUAUAACAUCUGGAAAAAAUAUGCGCACUAAAAUUCCACCCCCAACAUCAACAUCAGGGUUGGAAAAGACAGGGUAUAAUAGCACUAGCUGGAUUGAAAAUUUAUGUAAGAAAACCACAGACACAGUGAGCAGCUUUAGCCAGGAUAAAACAGUGAAACUUUGA
Molecule: messenger RNA, 3729 nt
Organism: Orycteropus afer afer
Lineage: Eukaryota; Metazoa; Chordata; Mammalia; Tubulidentata; Orycteropodidae
Gene: ATP8B4
Product: ATPase phospholipid transporting 8B4 (putative)
Exons: 28
Coding region: 1-3729 (1242 amino acids)
Biological process (GO): phospholipid translocation; Golgi organization
Cellular component (GO): plasma membrane
Molecular function (GO): magnesium ion binding; ATP hydrolysis activity; ATPase-coupled intramembrane lipid carrier activity
Source: RefSeq, a predicted model, not a curated record